CUGCCUCGCUUUGCAGGAAGCGGAUGCAGGCUGCUCUCCGGUGUUGUGUUGAUUUCUAGAGAGAGAGCAGGAAAAGAAGACUUGACGUUUGGAGAAACGUAAACAUCCUUCUCAGUGUUGUAGUGUCUGUCUCACUUCUUAACUCAAAAGUCAAAGAAUUUCGAGUAAGUCCUUGAGUCAGUCAGUCCAUGGAAAAAAUCUAACGAUGUUCAGCUUUGAGGGAGAUUUCAAGACAAGACCCAAGGUGUCCCUUGGAGGAGCGAGUAAAAAGGAGGAGAAGGCAUCACUGUUGCACCGCACUCAAGAAGAGAGACGGAAAAGAGAAGAUGAAAGAAGACGACUGAAGAACGCCAUUAUCAUUCAGUCCUACGUACGUGGCUACCAAGACUUGAAAAAACAGUAUGCCAUACAGCGGGCAAAGUUUGACGAGCGUGUCAGCCAGACGCAGUCGGGAGGAGCUCAACACGCCCUGGAUGGCGUUGGUCUCUGCCUCUUAUCAAGACAAUUAAUAUUUUUCUACAGACAGAGUGUGGAUGCCCAUAGAUUGAUAUGGCUGUGCCAGAACCUGGUGAAGCACAACGGCCAGUUUGUGAAGCUGUUGGUCGGCCCACAGAAGAAGACAUGCGUGUUUCAGAUCAAGAGGAUCUUAGGCUUCUGCUGCAGACUCUUGCAGAGCUGCACGGAUGACAGUUUAAAUGUUGCAGUUCCCAUGCGAAUGCUAGAAAUCUUUUCUACAGAGAGAACCUAUCUUCCCGUUAUUCCAGAUGCUAAUAAUGUAGCUUCAUUACUCGAGCAGAUUUUGCACUACAUGGUACAGAAAGGAUACUACAGGUCGCUGUAUAUUCUUGUGAAUCACAGGCUCCCUUCCAGUCUGGAGUACAGCGACGCUCCCACUAUCCCCCUGGCAAGCACACUGUUGGAGCACAUCCUCAAACCUCUGCACUUUACCUACUCCUCCUGCACAACAGGCGCAAGGCAGUUUGUAUUUGCGGCUUUUACCGAGGAGUUCAUCUCUGCUCCGUUUACUGAGCAGAUCUUUCACUUCUUUGUCCCGGCACUAUCAGACUUCCGUCACUCAUUCCCUUUCGAGGCCUUCCUGAGCUCCCUCCAGGGCACGAUCGACUCCUCUUCAGCAGCACAGAGCCAAGCACCGUGGCUGUUUUAUUUUGUCCUCUCUGUAGGGGAGAACCGCCUAGGCUCACUAUCAGAGGAGGGUCUCCUGUUGUACCUCCGGGCCCUGCAGACGCUGCUGCCGCUGCUGCCGGUGUCAGAAAGCAGCAACAGGCCAGAAGUGAGCAGCGACUCGGAGGAUGACGAUGACGCUGGCAUCCAGCCGCUACCCAUGCAGGAUGACAGCCGGAUUUCAGUUCAGCUGAUAACAGAAGAGUGUGUCCACAAACUGGACACCAAACACCAGACUAACGCCCUGCUCAACCUGGUGUGGAGGGAUUCAGCCAGCGAGGAGGUCUUCACCAUGAUGGCAUCCAUCUGUCACACGCUGAUGGUGCAGCAUCGUCUCAUGGUGCCAAAAGUCAGACUUCUGUACAGCUUAGCUUUCAAUGCACGCUUCCUGAGACAUCUCUGGCACCUCAUCACCUCCAUGACAACUAAGAUGAUCACUGGGUCUAUGGUGCCGCUCUUACAGCUGAUCUCCCGAGGGUCUCCCAUGUCCUUUGAGGACUCCAACCGCAUCAUUCCUGUCUUCUAUCUCUUCAGCUCUCUCUUCAGCCACUCUCUUAUCUCUGUGCAUGACAGCGAGUUUUUCGGACAUGCAAUGGAAGGUCAGACGCAGUCCUCCAUGAUGCCCUUCACGCUGCUAGAGCUGGUGACUUUGUCUCGCUGUCUGAGAGAUGCAUGUCUGGGUAUCAUCAAGCUGGCCUACCCUAAGACCAAAGCAGAGCACAGAGAGGAGUACAUGGCUGCCUUCCGUAGUGUGGGGGUGAAGACGAACACCGAGGUUCAGCAGCAUAUCCAGGCCGAACAGAAGCGCUGGGUGCAACUCUUCAAGGUCAUCACUAACUUGGUGAAGAUGGUGAAAGCUCGUGACAUCCGCCGACCCUUCUGUCCGGCAGGUCACUGGCUGUCAGAGGAGGUCAAUAUCCGGGCCGAUAAGGUCACCCAGCUGUACGUCCCAUCUGCAAGACACGUGUGGAGAACACGGAGGAUGGGCCGCAUCGGGCCACUUCAGUCUACACUGGAUGUUGGUUUAGAGCCUCCACAGCUGUCUGUGUCCGAGGAAAGACAUCUGGCCAUCCUCACCGAGCUCCCAUUUGUGGUGCCCUUCGAGGAGCGAGUGAAGAUCUUCCAGAGGUUAAUCUUCGCCGACAAGCGAGAUGUGCAGGGGGACGGCCCGUUCCCCGACGGCAUCAAUGUCACCAUCAGACGCAACUACAUCUAUGAGGAUGCCUACGACAAACUCUCUCCAGAAAACGAACCGGACCUAAAGAAGAGGAUCAGAGUGCACCUGCUGAACGCUCACGGUCUGGAUGAGGCGGGAAUCGACGGCGGUGGGAUCUUUCGCGAGUUCCUCAAUGAGCUCCUCAAGUCGGGCUUCAACCCCAACCAGGGCUUCUUCAAGACGACCAACGAGGGCCUGCUGUACCCCAGCCCCGCUGCAGAGAUGCUGGUGGGAGACUCGUUCACCAGACACUACUACUUCUUAGGCAGGAUCCUCGGAAAGGCGCUCUAUGAAAACAUGCUGGUGGAAUUGCCCUUUGCGAGUUUCUUCCUGUCCAAGCUUCUUGGAACCAGCGCAGAUGUGGACAUUCACCACCUGGCCUCCCUGGACCCAGAGAUGUAUCGCAACCUGCUCUUCCUCAAGAGCUAUGAGGGUGACGUGGAAGAGCUGGGCCUUAACUUCACCGUGGUCAACAACGAUCUGGGAGAAGCUCAGGUGGUUGAGCUGAAGCCUGGAGGCAAAGAUAUUCCUGUGACCACGGCAAACCGAAUAGCCUACAUCCAUCUGGUGGCUGACUACAGGCUCAACAAGCAGAUCAGGCCUCACUGCCUGGCCUUCAGACAGGGUCUGGCCAAGGUGGUCAACCUGGAGUGGCUGCGCAUGUUUGACCAGCAGGAGAUUCAGGUUCUGAUAUCUGGGGCUCAUGUGCCAAUUUGUCUCGAUGACCUAAAAAACUUUACAAACUACUCAGGCGGGUAUUCAGCCACUCACCCCGUCAUCCAGAUCUUCUGGGAGGUGGUCGAAGGAUUCACAGAUGAAGAAAAGCGCAAGUUGCUGAAGUUUGUCACCAGCUGCUCCAGACCACCGCUGCUGGGCUUCAAGGAGCUUUACCCGGCCUUCUGCAUCCACAACGGAGGGACUGACCUGGAUCGCCUGCCCACCGCCAGCACCUGCAUGAACCUGCUCAAGCUCCCCGAGUUCUGCGACCAGCACCUGAUGAGGAACAAGCUGCUGUACGCCAUCGAGUCAUCCUCCGGGUUCGAGCUGAGCUGAACUGUGCUGUGCCUCCAGACACGGACGCCACAGAGGUGGCUUUGGGGUGAAAGACUGAAAAUAGACGAGGGGAAGCAAACCAUGCACUGACUGAUUUUACUGUUUGUGUGUGUGUGUGUGUGCGUGCGUGCGUGCGUGUGUGUGCGUGCCAAGCCGAUGGUGAGGAAAUGCUCCCCCACAGACUGAAAGAAGGGUCCUUUUAAAUCAUUUGAAAUGUUGAAUCCCUUCUUAUUCUUCAGACAGAUCAGCAGCUCAGUUAAAUUUUGCAGAAGGUAUUUUGUGCAUACAUUAAAAAAAACAAAAAACAAACAAGCGUGUAACUGAAUGGAGAAAUGUUUUCACCAAAGAUUAAGCAGCAUCAUGUUGAAACAGAAAAAGGCAAUAUAACAACAGACUGGGGGGACAGAGUGGGGAGGACUGUAAAGCCACUUUGUGGUGUGCCAAGGGCUGCGGAGGUGGGAGGAGCUUUUGUGUACAGCCGUCAUGAAUUUUCACGUAGAAGUCGGUGAACCUGGAGGUUUUUGUGAUUUCUCGAAUUGUUAUUAUUCCUAGUAUUAACCGUCGUGUCUGAUAACGAUACAGUAAGUGUGCACACGCCAUCUGAAGAAUAGAAAUGACUUGUCUUGCUGGAUGUUUGGGGAGGGGAGCACUGAAGGGUUUUUUUUUUUUUGUGAAUAUGUAUAUGUUUACAGCUGCUCUUGUAUUAUUCAUCUAUUCAGUAUUUGUACAGGUUUGUUUUUCCUCUCUCCUUUUCGCGUGACGAGUUUCUGUUUUCACACACGUCUGCUUUAAGGUGAACGCCCCCCCCCCCCCUCUCUUUCCUCCUCCUGCAAGUUUGCUUUUUAGAGGGGGGAAGCAGCAACUGUGUCAUGUUUGAUGAGGCUUAUAGAUGAUCAGUGUACCAACAGGCUGAAAAAAAAAUAAGAGUGUAUGGAAACAAAUAAACCCACUUUUCUUUUCUUUUCGAUUUUUUCCCUCCAUAUUUUCUUGUUACUUGUAAUUUACAGUAAUGACCGAGACAUAAAACAGUGCUUUGUGGGAAAA
Molecule: messenger RNA, 4495 nt
Organism: Oreochromis niloticus (Nile tilapia)
Lineage: Eukaryota; Metazoa; Chordata; Actinopteri; Cichliformes; Cichlidae
Gene: ube3c
Product: ubiquitin protein ligase E3C
Exons: 24
Coding region: 206-3451 (1081 amino acids)
Biological process (GO): ubiquitin-dependent protein catabolic process; protein polyubiquitination
Molecular function (GO): ubiquitin protein ligase activity
Source: RefSeq, a predicted model, not a curated record